Rhagoletis zephyria (snowberry fruit fly) is the source of this 435-nucleotide messenger RNA. The record is from RefSeq and is a predicted model, not a curated record. NCBI's taxonomy places the organism in Eukaryota, Metazoa, Arthropoda, Insecta, Diptera, Tephritidae.
AUGGCCCACUACGGUAUUCAGGCGCACGUUGCCGCAAAGACGGCCUCGAAGCGAUCUCCCGGUCUGGAGAAGGCCGUUCUUGAAUGGGUCUUCUCGGUCAUUGAGGAGCCGCUGCCCGAGGGCGCCGGCUACGAGGAGACGCUCAAGGACGGCGUCGUCCUCUGCAAGCUGGUGAACAAGGUGAAGCCCGGCGCCAUUGACAAGAUCGCCACCAGCGGCAGCGGCUACCUGCUGAUGGAGAACAUCAACAAGUUCCUGAAGGUGGCGCAGGACCUGGGCGUCUCCCACGACAACCUCUUCCGCACGGUGGACCUCUUCGAGAAGAAGAACAUCCCCGAGGUGACGGCCGGCAUCAUCGCCCUCGCCCGUGUCAUCUGCGCCGACCCCAACUUCAAAGGACCUCAAAUUGAGAAGUGGGUCUUUGCCAACAACUAA